UGGCGGCGCGAACGUCCGAGCGCACCCAGAGGUCCCGGGUUCGCGUCCCGGCCCCGGCAGAGCGCUCGAUGGGCGCGGGAGCUGAGGGGGCCAAGGAGUUCAAUGGUACCUGGGGUGGAUUAGAAGGGGGUGGUCAGUAGGUCAGAGAGGUUCUCCUGCCCCUCUGCUCUGCCCUGGGGAGACCACACCUGCAAUAUUGUGUCCAGUUGUGGCCCCUCAGUUCCAGCAGGACAGGGAACUGCUGGAGAGAGUCCAGCGCAGCCACCAAGAUGCUGAAGGGAGUGGAGCAUCUCCCGUGUGAGGAAAGGCUGAGGGAGCUGGGGCUCUGGAGCUGGACAAGAGGACACUGAGGGGGGACUCAUUCCUGGGGAUCAAUAUGGAAAGGGUAGGUCAGGACACACGCACACUGGAAGAGCUUCAUUCCUAUUUUAAGUCCAGACCAAAGCAGCCAAGAGCCGUUUUGUGUCCCCUGGGCAGCCUGACAGAAUUCAUGUUCCAGACCACAAACACCGCUGCUCCGGGGGAUUACAGACAGAAACGGGGAUCACUAUCCUUCUUGACAGGGCUCUUAAAGUAGACGACCUGUGGCUAAUAUUAGACACUGCAACUGCAGCAAGCAAUCCAGCAGCCGCUCUGUCCUGCUUGGCUCUGCGCAUGGGUCACUUUGUCACUUGGAAUCGGCCACUUCGACUCCAGAGCUGGGCCAGGAGUUCCCUGCUCAGCCAAGCUGCUCUUCUGCUGCUCGCUUGACGUCCGACCUUGGACUUGUCCCACCAAGUCCCCCUGUGCCAAGGAUGUCCCAGCUCUGGGAACGGCCCAAGGCUUCCAGCCAAAGGCACUUGCAGCCCCAGCCCCUGGGAGCCGCCCGUGGGGGCCGGGGGCAGCCCAGCCCCCCUGAACCCUUUCCCUGCCCAGGAGGAGCUGGGGAGGCUCUUGGGCGGGGGCGGAACACGGGGAGCCCCAACAUUCCAACCCGCGACACCACAAAGAGUCCUUAGUAACCACCAGCCAGAGGGACGAUGGCGCAGCCACCACUGCGGCUCCCAGCUCGUGGCUCCCGGGACCCCUCAGUUUUUCGGCUCCUGCAGCCAUUCACGCUCCCCCAGAGCUUCUGCCCCCCAGGUAGGGACCCACCGCGACCCCUGCAGCCCGGGACGCUCCUGGGGGCAAGAGCGGAGGUGAGCGCCGGCCAUGGCUCCUGUCUCUCUUGCAGGCUCAGCACCCCGGUGCCCACUGCCCGGGCAGGAGCAGCCCUUCCCCGCAGCCUGGGCACCCCCGGCGGGGGGGGCACCCCCGGCCCCCCAGGCCCCACCAGCAGGUAUGGCACCCCUGUCUGCUCGGACACCCCGGCACCUUCGGCCCCUUCGCCAUCCCCGACCCCGGGCACUCCCAGCACCCACCACCCCUGUCCCCCGGCACAUACGGCACUGGGCAGAACUGGGGCCGUCGGCGAUGGGGCCGGCUCGGGGGUGCCCAUGGAGGGUCCCUCCGGCCCAGCACGGCUCCCUCUCCCCCACACAGGGCUGCAGAGAGCACCGUGCGGCUGCUGGUUUGACGCCCAGGUGUUCCAGUACCAGUGGGCCAUGCCCUACGGCCACCAGGGCACAGCGGUGGCCCCAGCCCCUAUGUUGAUGCUGACAUCCAUCCCUGGCUACCAGCACAUCCAGGGGCAACGGGCACAGCCGUACAUCUCCAGCACGGCCACCGCUGAGGGGACACCUGGGGGCAGCAAUAUCUCCAGCGGCUCCUCUGCUGCUCCGCAGAAGAAGGACCAGGAGGACCCGAGAGCUGAGCUGCACUUGUCUCAGGAGAUGCUGUUUGGAGAGGCCCAUCGGCUCUUCGGCGUCUCUGCAGUCUGCCGGCCUGGUGCCAGUAGCAGCCCUAUGACGUGGGACACUGGGGACACCCCUGGAGAGGGGAGUUUUGUGGCUCCUGCCUCCCCACCCCUUCCCAUGUCUGUCACCACCUACGAAGGGCCAGUGGAACCACAGAACAUCUCCGGCACGGCCACCACCGCGGGGACACCUCCAGGCAGCACCAGCCCCCUGGGCAGCACCAGCCCCCCCAGCCCCUCUGCUGCCCCCGACUAUACAGCUCCUGGGGACACAGUGGGACACCCUGCAGUUACUGAAGAGGUGCCACUGGAAGAGGCCCUAAGCUUCUUUGGCUGCUCCUUGGACAUGCUGGGGGUGGCCCAGGACACUCCUGUCAGCAGCCCCAGGCCAGGGGACCCUGGUGUCACCAGCCCACCUGUCCCCCAGCCUGACUUCUCGUCCCUCUCACUGCCUGAAGAUCUGCUGAGCCCUGACUACACCGUCCCCGAGCUCAGAGAGGCCAUGCUGAGCAUGGCCGAGUUCUAUGUGCUGGGGAUGGAGCCCCCGGAGCUGUGGAAGGGCGCGGGGAUGGAGCUGCCACUGCCCCAGGCGGCCAAGGCAGAGCAGCGGGGGCAGAAGCGGGGGCAGAGCCCCUCGGCAGAGCCCCCCAGCAAGCGCAGGGCUCUGGCAGCGAGCAGGGGGCUGGGAGGGGGGAAUUAG
This is a messenger RNA of Columba livia (rock pigeon), 2534 nucleotides long. Its product is annotated as collagen alpha-1(I) chain. Lineage: Eukaryota; Metazoa; Chordata; Aves; Columbiformes; Columbidae. The record is from RefSeq and is a predicted model, not a curated record. The coding region runs from base 1020 to 2534 and encodes 504 amino acids. The transcript has a single exon.